GAAAGUGGUUUUCUCCCAUAUUCACCUAACCCUAUUCCAUUUCCCUUUUGCCUUAUAAAUACCCUUGCAACUCAACUCUCAUACAUAUAAUUCAAUCCCAUAUAUACUUGCAUUACCAAUUUGCCACCUUCUACUUACCAUCUUCCUCAAUCUUUAGUACUAUAUAUAAUUUCCGCUUGUUUAAUUACUACAUAUAUAAAUAUAGCCACUUCAUGUUUGUAAAAAUGAAGGUAGUUUUUGCAGCAUUGCUUCUUGCCACGCUUGUUCUUACUUCAUCUUUCAUCAACCCCACCCAUGCUGAUUCAGAUUUUUGCGAUUCCAAGUGCAAGGUGAGGUGCUCAAAGGCAGGGAUGAUGGACAGAUGCUUAAAGUACUGUGGACUAUGCUGUGAGGAAUGCAACUGCGUGCCUUCAGGGACCUAUGGGAACAAGGACGAGUGCCCUUGUUACAGGGACAAGAAGAACUCUAAGGGCAACCCUAAAUGCCCUUAAUUCACCCUUAAAACCAUCUUAGCCCUGCCCUUCAAUUCAUCCACGCCGCCUCAUAAAAAAAAAACAUAACAUCGUACCACAACGAAAUAUAAUAUAAUAUCAUCAUAUGUAUUUAUAUUUUGAUUUCAAAGGAUGUGUUGUUGUAAUAUAAUAAUAACAUGGCAGGGCUGAAAUUAUUAAUGUA
Ipomoea triloba (trilobed morning glory) is the source of this 675-nucleotide messenger RNA. RefSeq names its product peamaclein-like. The record is from RefSeq and is a predicted model, not a curated record. The transcript has 2 exons. NCBI's taxonomy places the organism in Eukaryota, Viridiplantae, Streptophyta, Magnoliopsida, Solanales, Convolvulaceae. Bases 213 to 491 code for a protein of 92 amino acids.